This is a messenger RNA of Chelonus insularis, 1707 nucleotides long. RefSeq names its product AN1-type zinc finger protein 2A. Gene Ontology annotation, biological process: protein targeting to ER; proteasome-mediated ubiquitin-dependent protein catabolic process. The transcript is spliced from 2 exons. Gene Ontology annotation, molecular function: zinc ion binding. The coding region runs from base 330 to 974 and encodes 214 amino acids. The record is from RefSeq and is a predicted model, not a curated record. Lineage: Eukaryota; Metazoa; Arthropoda; Insecta; Hymenoptera; Braconidae. Gene Ontology annotation, cellular component: endoplasmic reticulum; cytoplasm.
AAUAUUGAAUUUAUAUUUGUCUAUGACACAGUGUUAAUUGUUUUGUCGUUUAAAAAUACUCUAAAUGAGAUAAUUGUUGUCUAAAGUUAUUGAAGUGUCCAUCAGAGGUCACCAGCUUAUGGUACACCGCCAUUAUGAAUCCUUUGAUUUAUUAUCAUUUUCCGAGUUAAUUUUCAUGAAGGAGCUCAUGAGUUCGUGACAUGACAAAAUUAGAAUGUUCGAACAUACGUGUACUUUUGAAAUAAAAUGAAAUCAAUUGUUAGUCAUUUAGUUAGUUAUAAUUGGAGUGUCUGUAAGAAAAGUUAACGUUGACUAUUCCACUGAUAGCAAUGGAAUUUCCCAAUUUAGGUGAACAUUGCACUGAAAAAACGUGCAAUCGAUUGGAUUUUCUGCCACUGAAAUGUGAUGCUUGUGAAUCAAUCUUUUGUACCGAUCACAUAUCUUAUUCAGGACAUUCAUGUCCAAGUGCUUAUAAAAAAGACGUCCAAGUUCCAGUGUGUCCAUUAUGUAACGUUCCAAUUUCAUUAAAACGGGGAGAUCCUCCAGACUUAGCUGUUGGACUUCAUAUGGAUAAUGAUUGUCAGUCAGAUAAAGCAAAGAAAAAAGUAUUCACCAAUAAAUGCUCAAGUAAAGGCUGUAAAAUCAAAGAAAUAGUUCGAGUAGAUUGUAAUGAAUGUGGGAAGAAUUAUUGUCUAAAACAUCGUCAUCCUGCUGAUCAUCAUUGCGUUGGCCGGGAAGAGGCUGUGAGAUUGAAAAGAUUAGAAGCAAUACAAAGACAAACUUCAUCAAGUCAUGGGUCUCGAAGGAAUAUUAAUCAAAAUUCACAAGCUUUUCGUAAUAUUCAAGGAUCUAUGAGUGAAGAUGAAGCUCUAGCUAGAGCUCUUCAAGCUUCCCUACAAGAUGAAGAAUUACAUCGUCGGCAACAAUUGCAACCAGUGCCUUCCCAAAGUCGUGACAGGUGCAUGCUCUCAUAAACUUUUAGCUAUUGCAAGAAUCUUUGCUUAUUUUUAUAACGAUAACUUUUUCAUCUAAUGUCAAAGUGAAAAUUUCAUAUGUGUUAGAUGCUAAUCAAAAGGCUGCAAUCUGUCUGUCUCAGAUAGAUAUAAAAAAAUACAACGAAGGAAAUCCAAUCAAACAGUGGUUUUUUCAUGAAGUAUGAUUAUAAAAAUUAAAGAUUUAAUUCGAUCUUUAAGUAGUGUAAAAAUUUCGACCAAAUAUUUUUAAUAUUAAGUUUGUUUACAGUUCCCAUUAUAGACUUUGGCGAUUAAAUAUAUCAAUUAAUCAAUAACAAAGUUAGAUAUCACAAAAAUUUUGAAAUUAACAAAUAAAACCUUUUGUAUAAAACGAAAAAUUUUUUAACAAUUACUUUAACGCAAUUCUCAAAAAUACCACUGUGUCUUCAUGAUAAAUUUGUAUUAAUUAAACGGCAAUGAUAUACGCCCCAGAUUGGGGAUGCAUACAUGUUUACUCUGCUUUAAGAGAUAGUAAAAAAUUUUAUGAUUAAUAUUUAAAUAAAUUUUAGGUAGGAAAUUUUUUAAUUUAAUAUCAAUACUAUUUAGGAUUUUUCCAGAAUUCAUCGCCGAUACUAGAGCUUUUUUAAAAUUUACAUAAACUUGAGAUAUCCAUUAUAAAUAUUCAAAAAUUUUCUAUAUUUCCAUUCUGUAUAUUAUCAAUUCACUAAAUAUAAUAAUUAUUAAUUUUUUAUUA